This is a messenger RNA of Heteronotia binoei (common prickly gecko), 1970 nucleotides long. Its product is annotated as coiled-coil domain-containing protein 162-like. Lineage: Eukaryota; Metazoa; Chordata; Lepidosauria; Squamata; Gekkonidae. The transcript has 15 exons. The record is from RefSeq and is a predicted model, not a curated record. The coding region runs from base 81 to 1970 and encodes 629 amino acids.
GUUCAGGAAGACUUGCUGAAAUAAGCAGAAAGCCUUCUAGAGUUCUGCUGGAAAAGCCUAAUUCAGUGGCCUCAUGUGCCAUGUUGAAAUCUUACCUGAUAUUAUGGAAACAAUUGGAAGUGACCAAGACAGAGUGGGGAAGACUCAAGCUGAAGGUUGAUGAUAUCAACACAGUUCCUCUAUACAAGCAGUUUUCUGAAGUAUACAAUGUUGAAAUUCUUUACCCUGCUAUAAGAUCUGUAGCCAUACAUAUGGGCCUAGAAGAUGAAUUCGAAGGAUUUGUAACUACAUCUCAGUGUAUAUUUCCCCUUAAAGAAACUUCAGAAGCUGAGCUCAAAACACAGCAGCUUAAAAAACUCUUGGAAAGUCUAGAAAUACACAUGAUUCAUGAUGUGCAAAAGAAAAUAAACAAGGAACUGACAUUGGUUAUGUCUGAAAAAGCAAGAGAAGAAAGAAACCUUCCUACUGAGCUCUGGAAACAUCACACCAUGCAAGAAAACUUCUCAGUUACUAGGCCAGAAAUAGCUGAGUCAUUUAUUCAGAAGCUAAUGGAAAAUCACCAUGAAACUGAUGCAGAGAUCACCAUUGGAAAAGACCACUUACAAAGAUGCCUCACUGCUCUAGGUUGUGACAUCAUGGCCAGAGAGCGCAGCAACUUUGAGACCUACUCCAUGUUCUAUGAAAAUAUCCUCCAGCAGCAGCAGCAGCUACUGUAUCAUAAAGAACAAGAAAUGAAUGCAACAGAAGACAAAAGCAGAAAUGCCGAGUUCGGGCUUAGUCAGGUAGCAGAACUGAGCCAUGAGAUGAUCAUGGAAAUAACAGUCCUGAGAGCCAGAUUUGCUGACCUACAUAGAGAAGACGACCACUUCAAAGAACAAAUAAGAAAAGAAGCACAACAGGAUUAUAGCGCAUUAGUGCAAAGUUUAUUUUUGAUGUGUUUGCAACUGAAAGGAAAACUUGAUGAGUAUCGCUUAAGCAUCAAUCGACAUUUGUUUGAGAUCAUCAGUGAGGUGAGAAGAGAUGGGGUGGACAAAAUUAUUGACCUGAAGAAGAAAUUUGGCUCUACUAAAGACAACAGUGAGCUCAAAGAACAUUUGACUCAACAGGGGCAACUGCAGGAGCUAAGAGAUGAAAACAGACGUUUGGGGGAGCUGGUGUGCAAACUGAAGACCAUUAAUUGCUGGAAAGAAACGGUCCAAAAAGCGAAAUUGUCUGCCUCCUUGAGAGAGAUGGAGAAGGAGGCCAUUCAAAACAAAAAAGAAUGUCUGAAAUUCAAGAUGAUGGCAGAACAAGAGGUCAUUCUAUUUCAUCAACAAUUGGAGGCUGCCAGGAAAGCUCUGGCACAAUCUCAGGCAGAGAAUAAAAGGUUGAAGCAACAGCUUGACAAACAGGACCACUUGCUACAUGAGGCAGAGCACAGGAUGGAUCAAGAGGUCCACAGAAGGCAGAAACUCGAUCAGAUUAAGACAGACAAUUUGGAUAGGAUGCUGGAGUAUCUUGAAGAGAGAGAACAGAGACUUCAGUGCUUGUCAGCAGAAGCUGAGAAAUCCUCAAAGACAAGACAGCUUCAAGGAAAAAAAGCAAAAAAAGAAAUUCACCAAAUAAGAACCCGACUGACCCAGGAGCGCAAUUUAAAACUUGACGCCUUCCAGAUGGUGGACAAGCUCCAGAGUAAGCUUUAUGACAUGGAAGCUGCAGCAUCCCAGAGCAAUUUCUCUACAGGUCUAAAAAGGAGGUCGCCUAAUCUUUCACACAGUGCCAACAGCAUAAAUCGUUCUUCUCCAGGGUCUACAUCAUGGAUUCAGAACACAGAAAUAUCAACGUUGGCAUUAACCAGGCAUUUCAAGCAGCGCUUUUUGACUACUGACUCUAUGCAUAGGAUCAUCAGUGCAACUGAAGAGAGUGAACGACCUAAAACAAACUUUGACCUGCACAAGGAGAGCAAGAUUGUAUUCCUCCUCUGCACCUAA